Molecule: messenger RNA, 534 nt
Organism: Emiliania huxleyi CCMP1516
Lineage: Eukaryota; Haptophyta; Isochrysidales; Noelaerhabdaceae
Exons: 1
Coding region: 1-534 (177 amino acids)
Source: RefSeq, a predicted model, not a curated record
AUGUCACGAACCCUCUUCUGCCCGGCCGGCCACUUGUGGGCCAGGCUACGGCGUGCUCCAGCGGGUGGUGCUGGCCUGGUCGCCGCCCGCUCGGCGUGGCGCGUCGAGGUCGGGCUGACUGUGCAUGCGCUGGAGGACAUCGGUGAUGUGAUCGCUGUCGGGCACGGACCCACGGCUCCUGGCAACAGGGUCGAGGCUGGCGCUGCCCUCCUGACGCUGGACUGGGAGGCCCAUCGCGUCAGCACAGCUGACGAGCUCUACCACACGCAGUGGGCGCUCGUCGAGGGUGCACACCCGCUGCACUCGCCCUUUGGAGGCACGCUCCUCGGGCUGUGCUCGGACGACGACGCGCGGCGCCUCGGCCCCGAGACGGUGCUGGCCACCCUGCACGUCGACCGGCCGGGCCUCGCCGCCUCGCAGCUCGUGGGCGAGGCGCAGUACCUCGCGGCGGUCAGAGGGGCGCCGCCAGGCCGCUUCGGGCGGGAGAGCACCCUGCACGAGCAGCACAGCAUCGGAGGCCACCGCGCUGACUAG